Drosophila persimilis is the source of this 595-nucleotide messenger RNA. RefSeq lists its product as uncharacterized. The transcript has 2 exons. The record is from RefSeq and is a predicted model, not a curated record. Bases 126 to 464 code for a protein of 112 amino acids. Lineage: Eukaryota; Metazoa; Arthropoda; Insecta; Diptera; Drosophilidae.
AGGCUGACUUGACUACGGCUGCAAAGCCAAAUUUCAACUGUGGAAAAAGCGAAUCGGGCGCUCGCAAAAUCAAAAACUUCAAAACAAUUUCGAGCCGAUAAAAUCGAAGUGCAAGUGAAGUGAAGAUGGAUAGCCUCAAGAAGCAGCAUACGGCGUCGGUUCAGGCCAAGAAGCAGCAACAGAAACUACAGUUGAAGCUGCAACUGGUAAAGGUUGCCAAAACGGAGAGCCUCAAGGAGCAGCCGUGGCCGUCUGGCCAGCAGCCGCUGGCACUACAUCCAACGGCAAGCUCACCAGCAGCAACAAAUUUUGGAGACAACGGCUAUGAAGUCAUUCUCGAAGUCAACGACAGCUGGGUAUACCUGAUACAGUGUCCAGGCCUCCUGCUGCGGCAUCUCCGGCCUCGAGCAACAAUCAGUCAGCGCAGGCUCCUGCGCCGGCAAAGUGUGGGAGGAGGAAAUUAACAUAUAUAUAACGUUGCUGCUGGUUCCCCGACUCACCGCCCCUUCUGCCCAAUAUUCUACCUUUUUUGAACCUUCCAAAAAGUGCCAUUUGUGGAUGAGGAGUUAAAGAAAUGAAUAAACUAUUUAAAGCG